Messenger RNA from Bubalus bubalis (water buffalo), 7479 nucleotides. RefSeq names its product homeobox C6 (gene HOXC6). NCBI's taxonomy places the organism in Eukaryota, Metazoa, Chordata, Mammalia, Artiodactyla, Bovidae. Gene Ontology annotation, molecular function: DNA-binding transcription factor activity, RNA polymerase II-specific; RNA polymerase II cis-regulatory region sequence-specific DNA binding. Gene Ontology annotation, cellular component: nucleus. The coding region runs from base 5882 to 6613 and encodes 243 amino acids. The transcript is spliced from 2 exons. Gene Ontology annotation, biological process: regulation of transcription by RNA polymerase II; anterior/posterior pattern specification. The record is from RefSeq and is a predicted model, not a curated record.
UCGUUUCUGAAAUUAAUUCCCCCCUCCCCAUCUCUCUCCUCUUUUCACCAGCGCAGAUUAAAUGGUUCUUUCAGAUCUGCAAACAAUAAAGGAUCAAAUUAUUUAUAGGGAAAUAAAGACAGUGUUUCUUGUUGGCUUAUUGUUCCAGAACUUUAAUAACAUUUUAUUUUCAAGUGGGAAAACUUAGACCAGGGGAAGAAGAAGGAGACAGGUGGGGGGAGAGGAAGUGAGGGGAGGCAGGGAACCCACACACAAAACUCCUGCUGUAUGUAGUAACUUUUAUGAUAUUUACAAUUUCCUCAUGACAACUCACUGUGAUGUCAUAAAUGCUGCGUUCUUGUUCUUGAAUUUUACAAUUCUCAAAACUUCCAAAAUGGAUCCAAGCAGUACUCUGCAUGGAGGGAUAUAAGAGAAGCCAGAAAAUUGGGGAUCGUUUGUUUUCAUUCUGGAGGCCAAAAAUAUUCUGAGUGUUCUGGAUUUUAAUUUUCCCUCCUGGGCCAAACAGGACUAUUUGCUUUCCCUCCCUGAAAUGUCACUCAGGAUCUGAAUUCCCUCCCCAUUCCCAAUGGGGAUGAGACAGUAUGUCUGAAUGCUUUCUGUAUGCCCCCUCCUCAGUUGAUACUCAGCUGCUUGGGACAGAGGUUGGAGGCUUGGGGGCCAGGCCCCCAAAGCCAGAAAUGAUUUCUUCCAGAGGGGGCCCAAAUGGGCUCAGGGUUGAGUGCGAUGGGACAGAGAUGUUGAAGACCUACUGUACUUCUUAACCUUCAGCCAGAGAAGCCAAACAAAUGCCGGUGUGGGAGUUUGUGUCUGCUGAUGGUAGCAGCAUUAAGUGGAGUGGUGGUAAAGAAAGGUCAGGCAGAAAUCUGGAAAGAGAGAGGGAGAAGAGAAAAUAUGAUGUGAGUUAGCUGAGACCCUCCAGGUACCUUUCUUCUCUGUUUAAUUGCAAAUAAAGCAAAAGCAGCUUGGGCAGCCUCUCAACCUCUCAGCUCAAAAGCGCAGGCCUCUGAGGUGUUUGGGGCAGUUCUCAGGAGCUUGACAUGCCCCAUCUGGCCUUUUCCUCUAUCCCCCCUCCCUGCUGCCCCCCAACUCCAUUCAGCUGGCCAGCCUGGGGCCCUGUCCCCAGAAUAUUAGCACCCCCAAAUGGGAUCCAUUUCCGGGCUGGGUGUGUCAAAUUUCACUUUUCUCCAAGUGUCUCCAUGCCUCAACUUUGAAAGGAGAAAGAGCAUUCUUUUUUGCAGUACAACACAUGUGUGGAGAGGUAUGAGCUCAGACAGUUUCCCCACUGGAUCUUUGAGAAGCUGGGGGCUCCUUGGGUCAGCUAUGCUGGGGUAUCCCCAAGCAGACCCAGUUCCCUGCGUUCAGGUUCUCUGACGGACUAGGAAACUCUUUGCAAGCCUUUUACUCUGCAUUCUGUGAAGAUCAAAGGAUCUCUUACACAAAACACUAGGCAUUUGGAGUAGGAUUUAUUUUUUUAAUUUUUAAAUAAAAAAGAAAUCCUAUCAUAAGCCAGUCGGGCCAACUGAGCAAUCACUCUAGAACAGCAAAGCCUUAACCAAACAGUGCUAUUGUGAGGUGAGCUGAACAAUUAUUGAAACUCAGCUUUCUCUGCAAGAGGGAUUUCAGCCCUCGCCCAGUGGCACAAAAGGGGCCAGUGGGGCAACCGCUCCUCUCCCGCCCUGGAAGUCGAGGAUCCAGGGGGUGGGCCGGGCAGCUGUAGGGGCUUCCAGGCAGCCAGGCAUUCAGGCCGACUGCUGAGUCCCGCGGCUCCAGUGCCCACGUCCCUGAGCAGCCUUCGGAGGCGCCGGGCUGCAGUUGGCGCCGGCAGCCAGGAAUGGAGUGUGUAUGUAUCUGUGUGUGAGGCUGGGUGAGUCACAGACAGCGGUGCAGAGUUGGGGGAUCUGGGGAGAGAGAGAAGACUGGCAGAACACAAACUAACCAGGACCUCUGGAGAAGACUGGCCCCAAAUAAAAAUUCCAGAUCUCAUGCCUCUCACUUCACAUACUCUUCCCCUAGAAUUAAUUAAUAUAUUUCCCAGAGCAGAGUGGAAAGCAAAGGCAGGCAAGGUGAGGCCCACCCAUGAACCUCUCCAGGGCCAGAGGCCAGACCCAGCCACCCUCUCCCCAGUUCAGAGAUACACAGGCCCCCAACCCCCAUUCUGGAGCAGGAUAAGGCUAGAAUAGGAGCCUUAACACUUGCCCUGGGAAACCCUCCAGUGUCCAGCCUCCAAUGCAACCCUUGGGGACUCCCGACCAAUGACUGCCCCCCAUUUAGGCUCAGGGCACCUACAAUGAGUUCUCUCCUAUAAUUAGUGUUCAUGAAAAGCAUAUGUUUUGGUUGCUGGGACAGGGAGCCGCAACUUUCCCCCUUUAUUCCUUUUCUGUAUUUUUUGAAUUCUGUUUUUGAAUCCACUGAUUCCAGCUCCGAAAGCGAAAAUCCGUUCUUGCCGCCAACCCCCCUCCCUAUUCCAGAGGCCGAAGGGGCAGAGCAAGUCGGAGACCUAUGGGCCUGAUGAGGGGAUGUUCUCUGAUUUCUCUAGGCUUGUUUUAUAGAAACAAAGAACUAGUUCUCCCCCCUCCUUCCCAGGACUUGUGCAUAUUUACAAGAGCUCAACUGCAGUUUUAAUAAAACAUCUGUUCUUGCUUCUGCUGAUGAGUUUCCAUAAUUGUUUUCAGACAAAUUUAACAGGAAAAUAUAAAUAUAUUUAGAAAAACCCAAGUCCCAGCUUUCCCCCCAUAGACAGUCGUUCUUUUGCCAAAAAAAUAAAAUUAACAUGAAAUGAGAAAAGGAAAAUAUAAUCCAAGGGAGGGAAGAUUCGGCUCAUCUGACUUGUUCUCCCCCCUUGGAGCGAAUCCUUCCAGCAAAUUUCAGCUGCAUAAUUAAAGAUCUAACUGAAGGAAGAAGGCUUCUUUCCUGAGGAACGAAAGGUGAUGGGGGAAAAGUGUGUUAGAAACUAAUUUUGCCGAAAGUCUUUAAGCAGUGGCAGAAUUUAUUUGUAUUUCUGCUUCCCCUUCUCCCCUCUUCCAGCAUUUCUGCCUCCCCCCACCCCCAGCAGCUGGUUCCUGUUCAUUAUAAAUUGGCGAGACCUUUCAGUCUCUGCCCUCUGUUUAGGGACGUAAUAAAACACUUAACUUUCCGGGGCUGAGACUUACAUUCUGCUCCUCAGGGCGCCCACCCCCUGCGCCCACUGCCUUUAGGCCCCAAAGGGGACUCUCCCCAACUUAGGCACCCUUUUCCUCUCCACACUUGGUUUAGAAGGGGCUCAAGAAAACAAACCCAGGCAUCCUUGCUGGGGAACUGCAGCGCAUGCUUCCCCAGAAGCCCCUUCUUUCUUCCAAGGUCCUUCCUUCCCCCACCCACCCAUAAAAGAGAUUUUAAAAUACAUAGAAAAUCAACAGUCAUUGAAAGCAAAACCUCAUUAAGACAUCCUAUCUUCCAUCAUUCAAUUUGUUGUACAUUGCAACAAUUUAAUAUCUUGAAGGAAAUAUCACUGACAUGAUUUAUCCCUCUAGCAAUCUCUCUCUGAAGGGGGGGUGGGGAGGGAAUUUACUCUCUCUUCCGGCCUGUUCUACGUGUAACACUGCUGUCCUUAGGGCAGAAUUGAGACUGGGAACUCUGAGAGCGGCUACUGGUGUCCAGGGGGGCACUGACUUGUUCCUUAGUUCAGCCCCCUCGGCCUUCCACCCCCUCCCCACUUCUCUUUCUCUCUCCCUCUUGCCCUCCAGGGGGCCUGGAGCCCCAGCCAGCUGUUGGAAACCCCUGCCCAGGCAUGCCAUGAAUUCGAGGACAGCUGGAUUCUAGAGCGAAAAGCAGCUUAUGCUGGUGUCUGUUUGUGUACCUGCCAUGACACCCCAAAAGAGACAACUCAUCUCAAAAUUUCUUUCUUAUUUUAAGAAUCCUCCUCUAUACUUCACCUUCAUUUCCUUGGGGAGAGGAAAGUAUGGUCCAGGAGAGGGAGCCUUUAUAAUUAUAGGGGCCUUCCCCCUGCCCUUCUAAACACCAACACAUUUCUCUCCUCUCUGAAGGACUGGGGCUGUAUUUUUAUAAGCCAACACAAAUUGUCUCACAGGAAGACUCUUCCAUCCCGUUACGAGGUUCAUGUAUUAACUAACAUGUUGUCUCCAUCAGCUCCUACAUACUGUCUGCUUUUGGGUUCGAAACUUUAUUUUUCCCCCCUAGCGACACUCCAGGGAAACCUUAACGUUACAGAAGAUGAAUAAACGAGUUUUUUUCCCAGUGUAGUCCCGUUUAUGGCUUUAUUGCUACCCAUUGAUUACUCCGCUUUGUUACACAGAAGGAAAAGAUCAUAAAAUCCGGCGACAUCCGGGUUCUUGUUAUAGCCAGUUCUCCCCCUCCCCAAAAUGGUGAGGGGAAAAUAUGAUCUUCCACUGUUCCCUUCGCUUGCCCCACCACCCCCCUCUUUGUCAACUCAGAGCAUUUUCGGCCUAUGUUACAAUAUCAAAAGAAGUUUGGAUUAAUCAGGAGGAAAAAGCCCAUCUGCACACCUUCCGCUGUUUCCGUUCGCCCACUGCGGCUCCUCAGAAGCCUCGGACUCAGCUGCCUUUUCCUAACCUUCUCUUCCUUUUUCUCAGCCCCCAGGUGGGAAGAAAAUGGGGGUAGGGAGCUGCUGAGAGGCCUGGCCCCACCAGGUGUGGCUGGCCCUUGGGAGAGAGCGCCCCAGGAAACCUUGGCUGGAAUCUCCAAGCCCCAGAGCUCAGGUCCAGGGGCAUUUCCCUUGGCAGGACAGCAUCCGAGAGGGGCAGGGGUUUCUGCCCUGGGCAGGGGCUUGAGACUGCAAGACGCUCUGUGUCCAUCAGAGCCCCACCAGCUUUCUCUCUUUGGCUGGAUGCUAUGUGAAUUACCCCAACGGCCCUGGCUGGCUCCAAAUCAUAAAUUCUCACCAACAUAAACAGGAGUUGAUGUGUCUAGAAAGACUCUCAGAGUUCUUUCUUCUUCCUUUCUUCCUUUUUUUCUCUCUCUCCCACCUUUUACUUCUUUCUCUUCCUUUCCUAGUGUAUUUUUAAAUAAAUUUUCCCUUUUAGGCAAAAAUGCUGUAAGAGUUUCCCCCAAAAGGGGUUCCUGAGCAGGAGGAGGGAGAGAAGGGCUAGGAGAAAGAGGAAGCGGAUGCAUGGCUCCUUUGCACACCUCAGCUCUGCCACUGCACUCUGAAGACUCAGCAUUCCCUCUUUAGACUUAGGGGUUCCCCCCAUGCCCCCCGCCACCCCCAACUCUCAGACAUACUCUCCUUCCUCUAAACAGCAUGUCUUAUGCAAUUUCUUUCCAUUCUUGAUUUAAAAAAAAAUUAUUCGGGUAAAAAUAGACUGGUUUAAAGAUGGGAACUCGCUCCUUGGAGUAUCAAACCAGAUUUCCUGUAAGAUUUCUGGGGAACCCCCUGAGCUGGGAAGGAGUUCCUCCUAUGGAGAAAUCAAAGUGUAAUUUUAGAAGAGGGCAGAUAUAAAAGAUGAAAUCAGAUUGAAAAUACAGAGAUUUCUCCUGUGGCCACAGCAUAGCAAAGUUAGCUGGGGCUGAGAGAUUUCCUGGGAGUGCAACUCUCCUUUUCUGGGCCUCAAGGCCCUGCUAGAGGACAUUCACCCUUUCCUUCACCUUCAAAUCAGUUCUCUUACAUAUAUAUUUUUAAAAGAAAUCCAAGUCUUACUUUCAAAGCACACACUUAGUCUCAACUAGGGAAUCAACAGAAGCAGAAGCGAUUUUUUUCCCCCUUCUUGACAUCUGGCUUGCGAUUGGCUAGGAGGGGGUCAGCUGACUUUGUCAUUUUGUCUGUCCUGGAUUGGAGCCGUCCCUAUAACCAUCUAGUUCCGAGUACAAACUGGAGACAGAAAUAAAUAUUAAAGAAAUCAUAGCCCGACCAGGUAAAGGCAAAGGGAUGAAUUCCUACUUCACUAACCCUUCCUUAUCCUGCCACCUCGCCGGGGGCCAGGACGUCCUCCCCAACGUCGCCCUCAAUUCCACCGCCUAUGAUCCAGUGAGGCAUUUCUCGACCUAUGGAGCGGCCGUGGCUCAGAACCGGAUCUACUCGACUCCCUUUUAUUCGCCACAGGAGAAUGUCGUGUUCAGUUCCAGCCGAGGGCCGUAUGACUAUGGAUCUAAUUCCUUUUACCAGGAGAAAGACAUGCUCUCAAACUGCAGACAAAACACCUUAGGACAUAACACACAGACCUCAAUCGCUCAGGAUUUUAGUUCUGAGCAGGGCAGGACUGCGCCCCAGGACCAGAAAGCCAGUAUCCAGAUUUACCCCUGGAUGCAGCGAAUGAAUUCGCACAGUGUGUGUUUUGUGCCCGGAUCUCUAGGGGUCGGCUAUGGAGCGGACCGGAGGCGCGGUCGCCAGAUCUACUCGAGGUACCAGACGCUGGAACUGGAGAAGGAAUUUCACUUCAACCGCUACCUAACGCGGCGCCGGCGCAUCGAGAUCGCCAACGCGCUCUGCCUGACCGAGCGACAGAUCAAAAUCUGGUUCCAGAACCGCCGGAUGAAGUGGAAAAAAGAGUCUAAUCUCACGUCCACGCUCUCAGGGGGCGGCGGAGGGGCCGCGGCUGACAGCAUGGGCGGAAAAGAGGAAAAGCGGGAAGAGACAGAAGAGGAGAAGCAGAAAGAGUGACCAGGACUGUCCCUGCCACCCCUCUUUCUCCUGCUCCCUCGCUCCCCCCAAUACCCUCCUAAUCACACACUCUAUAUUUAUCACUGGCACAAUUGAUGUGUUUGGACUCCCUGAGACAAAAUUAGGGAGUCAAAUAUGGACCUGAAAAGUCAACUCUGGACGCCCCCCUCCCUCACCGCACAAACUCUUUUCACCAGGCGCCUCCUCCUCCUCGCUCCCUCGCUAGCUCGUUCUCGGCUCGUCUGCAGGCCCCUUCCCCCGCCCAGGCCUUGGGGCUCGUCCCAGAACCUCGCUUUAGACUCCACAGAUCUCCCUCCAAACGAGGACUUGGCCUCCCACCCCCUCGGCGCCCCCCAUCCCCGCCCCCGCUCAGAGAGCCGGCUCCCGGGCCCCGGGGGCCUCUGCUCCCGGGCCUCAGGGCCCGGCCUGGCAGCCGGGGAGGGCGGGAGGCCCGAGGAGGGCGCGUCGGGGCCCCACAGCAGCCCCCAGGGCCUCCCCGCAGCCCCCGCCCGGCCCCUCUGCCCCAGCAAAUGCCCAGCCCAGGCGAAUUGUAUUUAAAGAAUCCUGGGGGUCAUUAUGGCAUAUUACAAACUGUGACCGUUUCUGUGUGAAUAUUUUUAGCUGUAUUUGUGGUCUCUGUAUUUAUAUUUAUGUUUAGCACCGUCCGUGUUCCAAUCCAAUCUUAAAAAGGGGAAAAAAGAGAGGGAAAAUUACAAAAAGAAAAAAAAAGUGAGCGACGUUUGUUUAGCCAGUAGGAGAAAAAAAAUAAAUUAAAAAAAUUCCCUCGUGUUACCUUCCUGUAUAAAUCCGACCUCUGGAUCCGUUCUCGAAUAUUUAAUAAAACUGAUAUUAUUUUUAAAAGUUUA